GCAGCUGUGAAUUCAAACUUAACUAACAUAUGAGUGAAAGUGCGAUAUUGUAAAAUUGAAUGUUUUGGCUGUUACUGGAAAUUUGUAGUUGUGUGCCACAUUAUUUUUCUAUCCUGACACCUGGGGGGCUCCGUACAUUCGUGCAGUUGCUUUAAUAAGAAGAAUUGAGCUGGACCCGUCUCGUCGGGAGGAACAAAGCAACAAUUUAUUUAAAAGUAAAUUAAUUUGGAUAAACUAUAAAACAGCGAAAGGAGUCCCAAAGUCCUCAAAUCUUACGACGUUAUCUACUGAUCAAAAACCAGGAAGAACUGUUGUUUCCCACAGAUCAUGAACGCAGCAGGUUGCACCAACCCUCUUUGCCAUCUGUGAGUGAAUAAAACCCGCUUCAUAGGUGGCUCGUCGCUGGGCAUUCCUACGUUAGAAGAGCGACAACCUCCGCGUUUUGGCUGUAGGCAACAUGGAAAACGGCUUUUCCAAAACCGGGGACCCUGAACUGGACCAGGCAAUCAGACAAUGGCUGCAAUAUGACAAGAAUCCGAAGACGGUGUCUGCGGUAGAGAAGCUGCUGAACGACGGCGCCAUCGAAUCACUGAAAAAAUGUUUCUCAUCUCGGAUGGAGUUUGGCACGGCAGGUCUGAGAGCAGCCAUGGGCCCCGGCAUAGCCUGCAUGAAUGACCUCACUAUCAUCCAGACUACACAGGGUUUCUGUCGCUAUCUGGAGGAAAGUUUUGGAAACCUCAAAGAGCGGGGAGUCGUGAUCGGGUACGACGCCAGAGCCCACCCUGCCAGCGGGGGCAGCAGCAAGAAAUUUGCUCAACUGGCUGCAGCUGUGUUCACCAGCCGAGGGGUUCCUGUUCACCUCUUCUCUGACAUAACACCCACUCCCUUCGUGCCUUUCACAGUUGCACACCUGGGUCUGUGUGCUGGUAUCAUGGUAACUGCUUCACAUAACCCAAAGCAAGACAAUGGCUACAAGGUUUACUGGGAGAAUGCUGCCCAGAUAGUGUCCCCUCAUGACAAAGGUAUUUCCAAGGCCAUAGAGGAGAAUCUGGAGCCUUGGUCAGAGUCCUGGAAUACCGAGGGAGCCCUUAAAAACUCUCUGCUCAAAGACCCUUAUGAGGAUGUCCACACACAGUACUUCAAAGCCAUUCAGAAACACUGCCUUCACAGGGAGUUAAACAAGAGUUCAGAAGUCAAAAUUGUGCAUACGUCAGUGCACGGAGUCGGCCACACAUUUGUGCAGUCAGCUUUCAAGGCCUUUGACCUCCACCCACCGUUCGCUGUGGCAGAACAGAAAGACCCCGACCCAGAGUUCCCCACUGUUAAAUACCCCAAUCCUGAGGAGGGAGAAGGAGUUCUGACCCUCUCCUUUUCUUUGGCUGAAACCGAGGGGGCCACUGUCGUGCUCGCAAAUGACCCGGAUGCGGAUCGACUGGCUGUCGCUGAAAGGCAGGAGAGUGGACAGUGGCGGGUGUUCAGUGGGAAUGAGCUUGGAGCAUUACUGGGCUGGUGGAUGUUUCACUGUUGGAAAGAACAAAACCCUGACAAUGGCGCUGUGAAAAAUGUUUACAUGUUGGCCAGCACUGUCUCAUCCAAGAUUCUGCGUGCCAUUGCCCUUAAGGAAGGCUUCCAUUUUGAGGAAACAUUGACUGGGUUCAAAUGGAUGGGAAACAGGGCACGAGACCUUUUGGAUCGAGACAAGACUGUCCUGUUUGCCUUUGAGGAAGCCAUUGGGUACAUGUGCAGUCCCGCAGUGUUGGACAAAGAUGGAGUGAGCGCUGCUGCAAUAGCAGGAGAAAUGGUUUCCUACCUCGCUGCUGAACACAAAAGUCUUUCUCAGCAACUGACGGCCAUCUAUGAAGAGUAUGGCUACCACCUCAGUAAGAACUCUUACUUCAUCUGCCAUGACCAGGAUGUGAUCCGCAGUUUAUUUGAGCGCCUGCGUAACUACGGCGGAGGCAAGGAUUCCUACCCGAGCAAAUGCGGCCCGUUCUCCAUCACUGCUGUCCGCGACCUGACCACCGGCUACGAUAGCAACCAGCCCGAUAACAAGGCUAUUCUUCCCACUUCCCGUUCCAGUCAGAUGAUCACAUUUACGUUCUCCAACGGGGGUGUGGCCACCAUGAGAACCAGCGGCACCGAACCUAAAAUCAAAUACUACACAGAGCUAUGUGCAGCACCUGGUAACAGUGAUUUGGAGCACCUGAAGAAGGAACUGGACCAACUGGUUGAUGCCAUCAUUGAAAACUUCUUUGAGCCAAAGAAAAACAAAUUACAGCCAAAGCCAGAGUAGACAAUAUCUGAACACAAUAUCUAAAUUAUGUCUCUAUUAGACAUAGGCAUCAGACAGACCAGUGGCAACUAGGAACAUGAAACUGCAUUCAAUACUUACAGUCUUAAAUCCUAUCUGAAACAAUGUUAAUAGAUUUUUUUUAGGAGAUUAUUUUUUAACAAAUGUAUUAAUCUUUAUUUUGAUAAAAUGAGUUCUGAGGCUUUUUGGAUAGUUUUCCAACUAUUGUUGCUGUAUGCAUUACGUAAGGCUGUCAAUAGAACAUGUCGUGACCUUUCACAUAAACAUUUCUGAGUACUGCAGUAAUGUACAUGUUGUAUUCCAUUGCGCCUAAAUUAUUUUUAUUUUCUUUGAUACAAUUAAACAGUCUUAGUAAUGAUGUUGGUAGUAUUCAUGAGACUACCAGCUUGGCGUUUCACAUGCAUUAGUUACCUUUUCUUUUAAAAGAGCUGGGAGCCACAUAAUGCUGCAUAUUUUGUUUUACAGCAGAUUGAACUGCCUGCAUCAAUGGACAGCUGUGAAUGAAAAAUGUUAUUUCUGCAUUUAGCGCCAAUAUUUUGAACCAUCUGGCGGGGAGGGGGCUUAGUUGAAGCUUACUUUCAAAUGAGUGCCGUAGUUUUCGGACUAUAAGGUGCACUUGACAAUAAGCCGCCACCCACCAAAUUUUAGACGAAAACGCCAUUUUUUCAUAGAUAAGCCGCACUGAACUACAGUGGUACCUCGACAUACAAUCGCUUCAACACACAAUCUUUUCGACAUCUGACUAAAAAUUUGACUUGCCAUUUGUUUCCACAUCUGACGACAUGCUCGAAAUACGACGACAUGACAACACUGCAAAUGAACGCACGGCGGAUUUUCUUGUGUGAGAAAUCAACACAAGUUUCAAAAAAGUUCUUACAGUUGGUUAAAAAAUGAAUAAAGUGAUGCUUACCUUUGAUGUGAAGAUGCAAAUUAUAGAAAAAUAUGAGCGUGGGGUGCGCAUCCAUGAACCGGCUCAACAAUACAGCUCCACUGUCCUCUUCCGACCACCGUUCGCCAGUCUUAAUAAGUUAAGGUGACUAUUAUUAUUGUGGUAACAUCGCCAGCUUCGUCACGUUUUUAUCAUUUAUUUAAGAACUUAUCCAACACAAAACGCCCAUUGUCCUCCGCAGUUGACUGUGCUCUAAAGAAAACGAAAGUAUUAUCUCUACCGCACCGGCCAAUCUCACUGUGACGUCAGCCCCGCGGUGUGUUCAGGUACAGCAAAAAGUGUCCGCCACAUUUUUUUUUUUUUUUUUAUGGAAUUGUCAUAAUCAUCGGUAUCAUUGACAAUCAUUGACAAUUACAAAAUGUGAUAUGAUUUGCCCGAAGGAACCGAAGAAGACGACAAAGGCAGACGAGAUGAAGCAUUUGCUCAACAGUUUCCCGUCACCCAUACAACUAAAGACGCACAUUCAGGCAUGGAACAUACAUAAAAACUGUAAAAUAACACAGUCAACAAUCUGGGUUUGGUAACUAAGCGUCCAGUCAAGCAGCUCGAUUAAUUUUAGGGCGUACAAGGUUAUGACUUUGUCAUGUCCCUGACAUUUUUGCAUCUGUUUGCUGUGGAACAUUUUGUUGUGGCUAUGUGUGUGACACGUUAUCACAGCUGGUGUGAGUAGCGACUCAAAAUGCUUUUCUUAUAAGUCUCUUCAAAGGAUACAUUGCUGAGGUGUACAUGGUGGCAACAAUUGGCGCACACAAGGUCACUCUAAGUUUCAUCAGACAUGAAUGUAUGAGAAAAUCAAACAACAUUAGAAUCCGAUUCGUUACAUUAUUUACAGGUAUAAUUAUUAUUAUUAUAUUAUUCCGAUUUUAUAUUUAUAACCUAUUUGUUUUGCUAUGUUUAAUUGCCAUUUUUAAUAGUACCAGCAGUAUUUUUUAAGGGUGUAGUGUAGGUUUUUGGUUUGUGGAACGAAUUAAUGGAAUUAUAUUGUAUUCCUAUGGGAAAAUCCUUCUCGACAUACGACAAUUUCAACUUACAAACACAGUGCUGGAAUGAUUAACUUCGUAUGUAGAGGUCCCACUGUACAGUCGCACCUCCAGUUGUAAAAGUUGAAAUCACAUUAACUUAACGGUUUAUUUUUACUUCCCCUCAUAAUUUUUCAAAGUGAAUUUUACCGAUUAUAGUUGCAUAUAAUGUUGAAACGAAUUAACGUCGUAUGUAGAGGUACCACUGUAUAUGCUACAGCUGUCGUCACUGUAUUAUGGCAUAUUUAAACCAAAAGGUAUUAACCGAUAACUUUUUCUUUAACAGCGGCAUCAUAAGACCAAAUAAACCACCAUAAGCUGUGAACGAAUUGGCUGCAAAGCUUCAUUUGGCCAUCACUGCUCCCUUGGGGGAGACGGUCAACUUCUGCUGCCACCUGCUGUCAUCACUGUUGUUGUCCAACAUGCCUCCUAGCAUGCAUUGCAGCACUACAGAUGUAAAAAACAAUCAGAAUUAAUGUUCUGUGCUAAUUAUUCAGUUACUCUUCCAGUUGUUUUAUUGCUACUUAUGGUAUUUAGUAACAUUUUAUUUGAUAGUGGCGCCAUAAGACUCAUAAUACCAUCAUAAUUAUGACAUGACACUGGCAUGAGCAUUAAUUAAUGAUUAUGACAGAUGCCAUUUUGUGUCAUCUGACAAAUGAUCUCACUUUUGAAUGGACUAAAAGAUCUGAGAUGGACAUAAAUGAAGUUAGUGACAUAAAUUGCAGGAUGACACUUAAUGACAUUUGUCAUAAGCAUUCGUUUAUGCCUAUGAUAUUGUCGUGUCAUAAUUAUAACGGUCUUAUGGCAGUGUUAUGACACCGCUGUAUAAGUGUUGCCUAUUGACCCAAAUGAAUCAACAAAUGAGCCGCACUGCACUAUAAGUCGUAGGAUUCAAAAUGAGGGGGAAAAAAUAGCGUCUUAUAGUCCGAAAAUUAAGGUAAAUGUCUCUUUAAGUUCUCCUUACAUUCAUGAAAUUAAAGACAAACUUAAAUUGUUCACAUGCAACUAACAAAAAUCCGUCUUCCUUGUUCAAACGUCAUUUUAUCAUUUAUUUUGUAAAAAUGCUUCUCAAGAAUCUUUGUGUGUGUGUGUGUGUGGAAAAAUAUGUGCAAUUUUCAUAGUUUUUUGCAUUCUGGAAAUAAUUAACCCCUUAAUAUAAUGGAGGUUUUUAGGCAAAGUGAUUUUUCUCAAUUGCAGUCACUUGGAAGAUAACGUAAAACAUUCCAUUCAAUUUUAUUUGUAUAGCCGUGGAUCACAACAACGUUGUCUAAAAGGGCUUUGCAGAGGCAUUAUGAUACACAAUCAGAAACAGCAAAUGGAGCAACAAAGAUUAAUAAAUAAAGUUCAAGUCCUGGGUAUCCACCAUCCUUAGACACUCCAUGUCGGCAAGGAAAAACUCCAGAGUCUUUGGGAGAAAAUGAGAAACCUUGGGGAGUACCACAGUCAGGAGAGAUCCACUCCCAGGACGGAUAGACAGGAAGCCCCAGGACUGCUAAUGGGAAAUAGCAGGCAAAGUUACAGUCUGUAAAGAUGCAGUGGAGUAAAGGAACAAGAAGAGGUCCAUCUAGCCAGAUGAGACGGGGGUAGCAACGAGGACGUCCAUCCAGCCAGGGGUCUGGACAGUCAGGAGGCUGCAGCUGAAAAAUAGCCCCUCUCCAGACGGAGUGGGGAAAGGGGACGCCGGGUGACUAGUGAUGAAGAGACUAGACAACUAGAUAUUAACACUGGAAAAUAGAAAUAAAGUAAGACAAGUGCUGGUAGAGUGAGAAAAAGGAGAUAGAACUCAGUGGCUGUACUUCCCCCAGCUUUAUGGCUUCUAGUGCCGCUUAGACUAAACUGUGAGUCUACUCCGACUUCAACUAGCCUGACCAUAAGCUUUGUUGAAUAGGAACGUUUUUAAUCUAAUCUUAAAUGUGCAGACUGUCUCGGCUUCUUUAAAUUAGCUGGAAGCUGAUUCCAUAUAACAGGGGCUUGGUGGCUAAAGGCUCUAGCUCCGACAGUACUUUUAGAAACCCUGUGAACUACCAGUAGACCUGCAUUCUGAGAGCGGCGUGUUCUGUUGGGGCGGUAUGGAACCAGGGCAUCGGUGAGAUAAGAUGGCCCCAACCCAUUAAUGGUCUUAAAUGUAAGAAGGAGGAUUUUAAAUUUAAUUCUAAACUCGACUGGAAGCCAGUGAAGGGCCUGGAGCACAGGGGUGAUGUGGUCUCUUCUAUUGGUUCCUGUUAAAAGUCUUGCUGCUGCGUUUUGGACUAGCUGAAGACCUCUUAGAGAACUUUUAGGACAAGCUGCAAGUAGGGAGUUACAGUAAUCCAAUCUCGAUGUAACGAACGUGUGAAUGAAUUUUUCUGCAUCGCUUUUAGAUAAAAUAUUUUAAACAUUGAUUUCAAAAAAGUGCUGUGAGAGUUCAGCGGUUGUGGUGUGAUAAAUCAUAAAUCAUUCUAUUUCAUGGAAUUGGUCUAGAAAUUAUUUACCAAUAAUUAUGUGUAUUUGUUAAUCUGUCAGUGCUAGCAAUGUGUAGUGCAGUGAUCGGCAACCCAAAAUGUUGAAAGAGCCAUAUUGGACCAAAAAAAUGUCUGGAGCUGCAUGAAAUUAAAAGCCUUAUAUAAGCCUUAUAAUGAAUGCAACACAUGUUGUAUGUAUAUUUGCCUACUAUCAAAAUGACUAAGUUAGCUACAAAUACAAAAUGACCCUUAAUGAUUAAAUGUUUAUUUUCCCUGCAGUGCAUCCUAUAGGAAAUGACGCAGCAAGUCAGUGUGUGCAGACCGAUGGCGGGGCAGGUGCUGAUAGAUCA
Corythoichthys intestinalis (scribbled pipefish) is the source of this 7070-nucleotide messenger RNA. It is a transcript of the gene pgm2, whose product is annotated as phosphoglucomutase 2. The transcript is spliced from 13 exons. Gene Ontology annotation, molecular function: magnesium ion binding; phosphopentomutase activity. The coding region runs from base 458 to 2293 and encodes 611 amino acids. NCBI's taxonomy places the organism in Eukaryota, Metazoa, Chordata, Actinopteri, Syngnathiformes, Syngnathidae. Gene Ontology annotation, biological process: purine ribonucleoside salvage; carbohydrate metabolic process. Gene Ontology annotation, cellular component: nucleus. The record is from RefSeq and is a predicted model, not a curated record.